AUGAAGACUACAGAUGAAAAACUUCAGUUCAAGAAUCACCUUUUCAAACUCGGGCAAGGAAGAAUAAUAAAUGAACAUCAAAGAAGUUUUUGGGAAGUUUUUUGGCAGGAGCCAGAUAAUUCGAAUGAUAUUUUUGAAUUGAUUACAGUUUUCGAUAUUAGAAGUAUUCGAGAUCAGAAUAGGGUGAAUUUCGUAUUGUUUCUUAGAGCGCUCAUUACUAAGUUAGUUGAGCUUUCGGAUACCCCAGAAUGGAAUGCUACUGCUAUAAAGGAAUGUUUAAAUUGUAUACGAUUUUUAACGAGACUUGUGCCGUGCCUAUAUGAACAGCAAACAAUAUCUGAGGAACUAGAAGAUGAAAUAUUAUGGAACGAAGAAUUUGAUUACUUAAAAUACUCUCACGGAUCGCCUGAAGAAAAGAAGAAUAUUACAUCUACCGAUCUACUGGAUGUUUUAGGAGUCAAACUCGCGGAAGCACUUGUGAAAUUGCUCUUUCGUAAGGGUUUCACUUCGAUUAUGUCUCUGAAAUCAAAGUCUACAUCUACGGCAAGUAUAUGGGAACCUGGAGUAGGUAUGACUGGAGGAUAUGAACAGCCAAACCCAAUUCUAGAUAGCAACCGAACUGAGGUAUUGAAGUUGAUAAUCACAUUGAGCUCUAGAUCCUUCUAUCAGCUACUGUCUGAAUUAGUUGGUGAGGGAUCGAAAUUCUUGACUAUCUUAGUCACAUCUACAUCAAAGGUAGAGCUUUUAUCAUUAGUAUGUUCUUUGAUUAAUAUGAUUUGCAGAUCUGCGAAGCCGUCUUCCUCCGAGAGUGGGUUAGUUUAUGAUAAUAACAUAGAACUCACUGAAAUGAGGCAUACAUGUGUUACUUAUGCUGUACAGCUUUUGUCACUAAUGGUUAGUUAUCCUUUGCCAUCGUCGACUACUAAGUUCCUAACACAUAUUAAAAUGAACGUUUCUACAAAACCUUGUAACAUGGCUAGGUACUAUGUCGGAAAAUUGCAUAAAGGGACUGAGCUUCUGUUUCUUGCCACAAACUUAAUAAAGAUUCUCAAGAGUCCGUUGCGGAUAUCUGACAGCUCAAAUUUUUUCUCGAAUAAAGGAAGCACAAUACCUUCUUUAUGGAGUCUUGAAGCUACUAUGCUAAUUUGGGAAGUGUUCCAAUGUAACAAAAAGUUUCGGAAAUUAAUCGAGGAAGAGUAUCUUGAUGAAUUAACUAUCAUCCUAUUAUUUUAUAUUUUUACAUAUCAUGAUGUUAAACCACAACGAAACUUGGUCCAAAUCUGUUGCUACUUUAUGUUAUACAUAUCCUCAAAAGCAGAAUGCUUAGACGUUUUAUUUAACCCAGUCAAUCGUGAUUUAUUCCAGUCUUUACCCAUGAAGAUGAAGACUGACAUUUUUCCUAUCACAACAAGAGAUUUUUUGGUAACCAAAGUUUGUCAGCUAUUGGUUGAUAUGGCACCCAUCUCCCAGGCUCCUCCUUCAGAUAAAGUAACAUCAAACUUAUUGAUGAGAUCAUUAGUGGAGAUCUUAUAUAAUAUUGUGACCCCUGUUUCUUCGAAGGUUAUUCAACGCGAGGACGAGCUAUCGAAAAAACUGAUGGAUAGAAAUCCAAGAGGUGGAUUAUCAUACCCUGCAUGCACUGCAUUGGCAACAUUGAUAAGGACAUUUGGAACACGCUCCUUUCUCCUUGAAAGGCCCACUCAUUCUGAUUUUCUAGCAUUAAUAAUCAGGUCUAUCUGCAUAGCUGCCAUGAAAUAUCCUAAAAGUUCAAGAGUUCUCUUGUACUCCAUACUAGAAAACGAAAAGACUUACGACCUUGUGUGGAAUACCAUAUAUAGUUUCGAUUCUGAAUAUUUUAUUGGCAACAACCUAAAGUCAAGGAAUAGUACUAUUGAUGAAGAAAAAGAAUGGGACGAGGAUGAAAAUGUACUUGAAAAGCGUCAUGAGGGAGAUUCAAAGCAUUCAUUUUCAGCUUCCCCUUCUUUAACAAGGGUAGAAUCGUAUAAAUCUGACCACAAUUCUGUUGAUCUAAAUUCUUCUGAUAAUUUAGAGCUCUCCGAAUUAUCUUUCAUUCAAAGUUUAAGCGUUCCAAAUUCUUCUCGUAAUUCGGUAGUUAGCUUUCCUAACAUACCCUCUUCAGAUGAUGAAGUCAAGGAGAAUGAUAUCGAAGUUGAUCCUAUCGAUACGGCUCUUGGAAUGAAGCCUCCUAUCGGAAUGACAGAGAAGGCAAAAGAGAAGCUCCCGAAAGAAGCUCCCCUAAAGCGUUCAUGGGGUGGGAAUGACUCAUUGAGAAUACUCUUGACCAUUUUAAUUCCUCAUUUGAAACUCAUUUUAGAAGAAAAAUGGUCGAGAAGGGGCGGACAAGUUGAACCGUUUGUCAUUGUGAAGUGCAUUGAGGCUCAGGACCUAGAAGGGUUCAUUUUAAAUAAUAAACAACAAAUAGGGAGCUCCCAGUUUAUGCCAAACGUUCCACUUGAGCCUUUAGAAUUCUGUUGGAGUAAAUUGUCACUAGGAUGGUACAUUUCUCUAUUGUACGGUAAUAUUUACAAUUCGAUUGAUAGUAUUAAAUGGUAUAUUGGAAGCAACAAUAGAGUAUUAAAAAACAUUGCUACUUCAUUUGUAUCCAUUAGCAAGUUGACAGGAAGUUGGACGGGUUUCAGUGGUCAAUCACCUAGUGGGAACAAAGUGGAAAUGGAUUGGGUUAAUAAUUCUCUUACAAGUAUUAAUCAUUGGAGACAGACUUCGAUUAGGUUGUUUAAAAUAGAAAACAUGCAAAAUGAAGGUAUUUUUGGUUCCUUUAAAUUAGGUAACCUGCCCGUUCCAGGUGCGACGGGAGGGGUAAACGAUAUGGCAAAUACUAUAGUAAGACGCUUGGGCGACUUCAGAAUGAACGGCAGCAGAGCAAGUAUUAUAUCAAACGGAUCUGCUAUGUCUACUCCCAUCGAAGAACAAGGCCCAUUUUUUUCAAAGAUGCAUAGAGGUUCAACCUCCUCGCUCCAUACACUUAAUAAAUCUAGAAAUAACACUCCUAGGAAUUCUUUUAGUCUGUGA
Priceomyces carsonii is the source of this 3051-nucleotide messenger RNA. RefSeq lists its product as uncharacterized. The record is from RefSeq and is a predicted model, not a curated record. Gene Ontology annotation, cellular component: membrane; Golgi trans cisterna; Golgi medial cisterna. The transcript has a single exon. Lineage: Eukaryota; Fungi; Ascomycota; Pichiomycetes; Serinales; Debaryomycetaceae. Bases 1 to 3051 code for a protein of 1016 amino acids.